CCGGGGAGCGGGCGAGUGCCAAGUGGAAAGCUGAAUGCUGCUGAAACGUGUCAGCUGAAGAAACUUUAGAUCUAGAUUGUCCACCAAAUGGAACAGCUGCCAGAGCAAGUUCUUCCUUGCUGACCUGUUGACAUGCUUUAAUUGCAGAUUUCUGUGGAUACCAAAGCUCAAAACACAGUAUCAGUCUCAUCAUGAUGCUUGAACAUCUGUAGCUAACUACAGGAUUUUAAAAGGAAAUCCAGCAUGGCCUAGUUGGCUUGACCUUUGGAAAAUUUAUAAUGUCCUCUGGAACCAGUAUCAGCAAAAAUCGGCAGGCUCCGAGCCUGCAGGGUGUUGACCCAGAAACAUGCAUGAUAGUGUUUAGAACACACUGGGCACAGGUUCUGAAAAUCUUAGAGAAGCAUGAUCCUUUGAAAAACACUCAUGCAAAGUACGGGGCAAUUUCACCUGACGAGGCUAGCACUGUUCAGAAUUAUGUGGAGCACAUGCUUUUCUUGUUAAUUGAGGAGCAAGCAAAGGAUGCCUCAAUGGGGCCUAUUCUGGAGUUUGUGGUCUCAGAAAACAUCAUGGAGAAGCUUUUUCUUUGGAGCCUACGGCGAGAGUUCACCGAUGAGACAAAAAUCGAGCAACUCAAAAUGUAUGAAAUGCUAGUAACCCAGUCUCAUCAGCCUUUGCUGCAUCACAAGCCCAUCUUGAAGCCUUUGAUGAUGUUGCUGAGUUCCUGCUCAGGAACAGCCACUCCAACAGUGGAAACAGAGUUGGUCAUCCUCUUGAACCAGCUCUGCUCUAUAAUAGCCAAAGAUCCCUCUAUUUUAGAACUGUUUUUCCACACCAGCGAGGACCAAGGAGCUGCUAAUUUCCUCAUAUUUUCCCUGCUGAUUCCCUUCAUCCAUCGAGAAGGAACAGUAGGCCAACAGGCCCGUGAUGCACUGCUUUUCAUAAUGUCUCUGUCUGCAGAAAACAAUGUUGUUGCAAACCACAUAGCAGAAAACACCUAUUUUUGUCCAGUGCUAGCAACAGGACUAAGUGGCCUCUAUUCAUCUUUGCCUACAAAGCUGGAAGAAAAAGGAGAAGAGUGGCACUGUCUGCUGAAAGAUGACUGGCUCUUGUCACCAGCCCUUGUACAAUUCAUGAAUUCCCUUGAAUUUUGCAACGCUGUGAUACAGGUGGCACAUCCCUUGAUACGUAGCCAGCUUGUGAAUUACAUUUACAAUGGAUUUUUGGUGCCAGUAAUGGCUCCUGCGCUCCAUAAGGUGACUGUGGAAGAAGUGAUGACUACUACUGCAUACCUGGAUCUCUUUUUGCGUAGUGUUUCAGAGCCAGCCCUCCUCAAGAUUUUCCUCCGUUUUAUUUUGCUGCACCGACAUGAGAAUGUGCAUAUCCUAGAUACGCUUACUAGCCGAAUCAACACACCAUUCCGGCUCUGUGUGGUCUCCUUGGCAUUGUUCAGAACGCUCGUUGGCUUGCAUUGUGAAGAUGUGAUGUUACAGCUAGUUUUAAGGUAUCUGAUCCCAUGUAACCACAUGAUGUUGAGCCAGCGGUGGGCUGUGAAAGAGAGAGACUGUUACUCUGUAUCUGCUGCAAAACUGCUGGCCCUGACACCAGUCUGCUGCUCCACUGCGAUCACCUUGACACUUGAAAGCCAAGGAAAAGAUUAUAUUCUAUGGACAAAAGCAGUACAAACUAAAGAUUCUGGUAGACGUUCUUCUGAAUCUACUUGCAUUGUGGAAUAUGGAAGAACUGUGGACAUCAGCUACUUGCAGUACCUGGGGGAAGCUCAAGAAGCCAUCCUCCAGUGCCUGAAAGAUUGUAAGGUUUGGUCUGCCUUAUAUGAUGGAGUAAACCCUGAUCCAGACACCUUUAUCCAAACGCUUGCUGAGGAGAACAGUACAGAUGUUGAACACCCCAUGUUUUGGCUCCAGCAAAGGGCGCCUAGCAUGUGUAGCUCCUCUCAAGUAACUCCAUUCAGUGAGAAGAUGCAGUUGGAGCUAGAAUGGGAUGAUAGCUAUGACACAGGGAUUUCUCCUGGUUCUGAUGUGAGCUCACCACAACCAUAUGAUGAUAUGGGAAGCACAGAGAUGCAGCUGCCUGCAGAGCCACCAAAACACAUUCAAGAAAUGAAAAAAAAUGCCAUCAUGCUCAUCAAAGGAUCUUACAUAGAGGAAUCAGACUUUCAGGAUGAUGUUAUGGUUUACAGGUUAUGUGCCCAGAAGGAUACUCCAGAUGAUCACAACUCCAAGGAGAAAACUUUAAAUGCAGCCAGAGAACAUGAAGUCCAAAGCCAGACUGUAGUCAAUGGGCCUUGUGCAAAGAGCCAGCUGGAAAUGGACUUGGAUGAGCACAGUAAGAGAAAUUCAAGCUUGACUCAAGGUGUAAUGAAAGAACAAAUAAACCAGAAAAUGAUUGAGAUUGAUCCACAGCCAGACUCAGAGCUGAAGCUUUCUCCUCAGGAGGCAGAUCGUAACUUAAGUGUGAGACUGCUGAGCACAGAUGGUGAGGAUUUCAUUGCACAGUACGACAAAAUUAUUAAGGAACUGGAUCCAAACAGUGCAAGCUUGGAGGAGCAGAAGUUGGAUAUUCCUGACCCUGUCUCUCCUGCAGAAGAGGAGGAGGACUUUGAGAAUUUCUCAGCAGACACCCCUUCUGCAGAGAGCAUGUCGUCUCCCUUUGGACCAAAGGAGGAUGUCUCUCCCAAGCAUGCUGCGAGAAGCCAGAGUGCUCCUUUUACAGGACCGUUCAUCAGCGUAGUGUUGUCAAAGCUGGAGAACAUGCUGGAGAAUUCCUUGCAUGUAAAUUUGUUGCUUAUUGGGAUUAUUACUCAGCUGGCAAGUUAUCCACAGCCUCUUCUUCGCUCCUUUCUGCUCAACACCAACAUGGUGUUUCAGCCUAGUGUGCGGUCACUUUAUCAGGUGCUGGCAUCUGUGAAAAAUAAAAUUGAACAUUUUGCUUCCAUUGAAAAAGACUUCCCAGGUCUUCUCCUGGAGGCCCAACAGUACUUGCUUUUUCGUGUGGACAUGUCUGAUGCCGCGGAAGAACUGCUAAACAAAGGUAAUGUCCAGCACAGCAGCAACGCAGGCAAAGGAAGGAACCUCUCUGAAGCUUACUCUGCUGUAGUCCAGCCUUUCCUGGGACAGAAAGGAAAGAAAGGCCUGGCUCAUCCCGGCCUUCCUGCGCACGUGAGGAAUGCCAUACUUGCAGCUGCCCUUUUCCCAGAGUUCCUGAAGGAGCUGGCAGCUCUUGCCCAGGAACAUUCCAUUUUAUGUUACAAAAUACUGGGGGAUUUUGAGGAUUAUUAUUAG
Gymnogyps californianus (California condor) is the source of this 3299-nucleotide messenger RNA. RefSeq names its product FHF complex subunit HOOK interacting protein 1A (gene FHIP1A). Bases 279 to 3299 code for a protein of 1006 amino acids. The transcript has 13 exons. NCBI's taxonomy places the organism in Eukaryota, Metazoa, Chordata, Aves, Accipitriformes, Cathartidae. The record is from RefSeq and is a predicted model, not a curated record.